UCACUAUGGUCCCCACGCACAUAAGAAUUUCAUCAUUUUUGGAAUCCCCACCUUCAUAGGUUGCAAGAAUUACAAGAAUCACAAACAAACAGUGUCUUUUUCAGUUCAGGUUCCUCAUGAGUCAUGGCUUCUACUUGGAUUUAUGGUAUCAUUUUCCUUGUUCUUGCUAUGCAACAGUCUUUCCUAUUUCUAGCUCUUGCUUCAAGCAAUAUUCACAUUGUGUAUAUGGGGGAGAGACAGCAUGACGAACCGGAACUCGUUCAGGACUCGCACCAUGAAAUCCUGUCAAAUAUAAUUGGAAGCAGUGAAGCUGCCAAGGAGUCGAUUCUGUACAGCUACAAGUAUGGGUUUUCGGGGUUUGCUGCAGCCUUAACUGAGUCUCAAGCCAAGCAAAUUGCAGAUUUCCCAGGAGUUAUUCGAGUAGUUCGAAACCGAGUUCUUAGCUUGCAAACAACUAGAAGUUGGGACUUUCUCCAAGUAAAGAGCCAAAUUGUGAAUGGGAUUACUUCAAUGAGUCAAUCGGGAAACGGGUCCAUUAUUGGUGUCAUGGACACUGGAAUCUGGCCCGAGUCUGCAAGCUUCAAAGAUGAGGGAAUGGAAAAUGCUCCGCCUCGUUGGAAAGGCAUAUGUCAACAAGGAGAGAAGUUCAAUAGCUCCCACUGUAAUAGAAAAAUUAUUGGUGCACGAUGGUAUGUCAAAGGAUACGAAGCUGAGUUUGGAAAGAUGAAUACAAGUGAUGGGGUUGAAUACUUAUCUCCCCGAGAUGCUUCAGGACAUGGUACUCACACAUCAUCUACUGCUGCCGGGGCUCCGGUACAAAAUGCGAGUUUUAUGGGAUUAGCUCAAGGAGUGGCAAGAGGUGGUGCUCCAUUUGCUUGGUUAGCUGUUUACAAAGUUUGCUGGGCUACUGGUGGCUGCAGCUCAGCUGACAUUCUAGCCGCAUUUGACGAUGCAAUUUUUGAUGGUGUAGAUGUGCUUUCAGUAUCUCUUGGCUCACCACCUCCACUUGAUACAUAUAUUGAUGAUGUCUUGUCCAUUGGUUCCUACCAUGCCGUAACUAAAGGAAUUUCUGUUGUCUGUUCCGCUGGGAAUUCUGGUCCUUACUCUCAGUCUGUCAUAAAUACAGCUCCAUGGGUCAUAACUGUGGCAGCAAGUACCAUCGAUAGAGCUUUCCCCACUGUCAUCACUUUAGGAAACAAUCAAACUUUUGUGGGUCAGGCUUUCUAUACAGGGGAGGAUAUGAACGAAUUUCACCCUAUUGUGAAUGGACAAGAUAUAGCAGCUGAUGAUUCAGAUGAAGACAGAGCAAAGAGCUGUGUUUCAGGAACCCUAAAUGCCACUUUAGCAAGAGGAAAAGUAGUUCUUUGCUUUGCAACUCGAUCACAAAGUUCAGCUAUUGUUGCAACCAGUGCUGUACUUGAUGUUCAGGGAGCUGGUGUCAUCUUUGCCCAGUUUCCCACAAAGGAUGUCACUUUAACCUGGGGUAUUCCUUGUGUCCAAAUAGACUUUGCAAUUGGCACAUCUCUACUCACGUACAUGGAUAUGACCAGAAAUCCUAUAGUCAAGUUUAGCCCAACAGAGACAGCUGUGGGACAACAGAUUUCCCCAGAAGUGGCAUUCUUCUCCUCUCGAGGACCUAGUUCCUUGUCUCCAUCUGUAUUGAAGUUGAUGUAUUUGAGUGUGUGGCUGCAGCCUGAUAUUGCUGCUCCUGGAGUUAAUAUUCUGGCCUCCUGGUCCCCUGCUUAUUCCCCCUUUCAAUCAGAUAUGACCCAAAAACACCUCCCUCCGCUGGACUUCAGUAUUGAUUCAGGAACUUCCAUGUCUUGUCCCCAUAUAUCUGGCAUUGUGGCCCUUCUAAAAGCUAUCCACCGAACAUGGAGCCCUGCUGCAAUCAAGUCUGCGCUGGUUUCUACAGCUUCUUUGAAAGAUGAAUAUGGUCAAUGCACAGUUGCUGAAGGAGCUCCCCAUAAGCAGGCUGACCCAUUUGACUAUGGAGGUGGUCAUGUUGAUCCUAACAAAGCCAUAGCUCCUGGUCUCAUAUAUGACAUGGGGUCCUCAGACUAUUUCCAUUUUCUUUGUUCCAUGGGAUACAAUCAUACUACCAUCAGUUCGAUGACUAGGUCUAGCAGACGUUGCAAUAAGUCAGCCAACUUCCUUGUAAAUCUUAAUCUGCCUUCUAUUACCAUUCCUGAGCUGAAGAAUAACUUAACUGUGUCGAGAAAGGUAACAAAUGUGGGUCCGGCUAAUUCUAUUUACACUGCUUUUGUUGAAGCACCAGCUGGAACUGAAGUGAUAGUUAAGCCAUCAAUUUUAAGGUUUAACUCUACAACAAGGAAUCUGAAGUUCAAGGUGAUUUUCUGUUCCACGCUAAGAGUUCAAGGAAGAUACUCGUUUGGGAAUCUGUUUUGGUUAGAUGGUUUCCAUGUAGUUAGAAUACCGUUGACAGUGCGGACUGUCAUUGAUAAUUUUUAUGCACAAACAUGAUGUUGUUGUAAUCAACUGUAUCAAUAAAUUAUCAUCAACAUUUACA
Juglans regia (Persian walnut) is the source of this 2530-nucleotide messenger RNA. RefSeq names its product subtilisin-like protease SBT3.9. The coding region runs from base 124 to 2484 and encodes 786 amino acids. The transcript is spliced from 11 exons. Lineage: Eukaryota; Viridiplantae; Streptophyta; Magnoliopsida; Fagales; Juglandaceae. Gene Ontology annotation, biological process: proteolysis. Gene Ontology annotation, molecular function: serine-type endopeptidase activity. The record is from RefSeq and is a predicted model, not a curated record.